Molecule: messenger RNA, 4948 nt
Organism: Canis lupus familiaris (dog)
Lineage: Eukaryota; Metazoa; Chordata; Mammalia; Carnivora; Canidae
Gene: SCRN1
Product: secernin 1
Exons: 8
Coding region: 115-1359 (414 amino acids)
Biological process (GO): proteolysis
Molecular function (GO): cysteine-type exopeptidase activity; dipeptidase activity
Source: RefSeq, a predicted model, not a curated record
CACUGCAGCCGCAGCCCCCGAUGUGGCCGCAGUGAUCGCCGCCGCCGCCGCGCGCACCCUCGGCGGCCGCAGCAUCCGCCCCGCAGAGCCCGCCGGAGCCCGCCGCCCCGCAGGAUGGCCGUCGCUCCUCCAAGUUACUGUUUUGUGGCCUUCCCACCACGUGCUAAGGACGGUCUGGUGGUGUUUGGGAAAAAUUCGGCCCGGCCCAGGGAUGAAGUACAGGAGGUCAUGUAUUUCUCGGCUGCGGAUCAUGAACCCGAGAGCAAGGUCGAGUGCACUUACAUUUCAAUCGACCAAGUCCCUAGGACCCAUGCCAUUGUGAUAAGCAGACCUGCCUGGCUUUGGGGGGCAGAAAUGGGAGCCAACGAGCAUGGAGUGUGCAUAGCCAAUGAAGCCAUCAAUGCCAGAGAACCAGCCGCUGAGACGGAAGCCUUACUGGGGAUGGAUCUGGUCAGGCUUGGUUUAGAAAGAGGGACAACAGCUAAAGAAGCCUUAGAUGUCAUCGUCGCCUUGUUGGAGGAACAUGGACAAGGUGGAAAUUACUAUGAAGAUGCAGACUCCUGCCACAGCUUCCAAAGCGCAUAUCUGAUUGUGGAUCGUGAGGAGGCCUGGGUGCUGGAGACCGUGGGGAAGUACUGGGCUGCCGAGCAGAUCACAGAAGGAGUGAAGUGCAUUUGCAAUCAGCUUUCACUCACCACGAAGAUCGAUGCAGAGCACCCUGAACUCAGGAGUUAUGCUCAGAGUCAAGGCUGGUGGACAGGAGAGGACGAGUUCAAUUUUUCCCAAGUUUUCUCUCUGGCUGAUGACCAUCUAGACUGCUGUGCAGGCAAAGACAGCUUAGAAAAGAAAGAAGAAAGCAUCACUGUGCAGACUAUGAUUGACAUCUUACGGGACAAAGCCAGUGGAGUCUGUAUAGACUCUGAGUCUUUCCUCACCACAGCCAGUGUAGUGUCUGUUCUGCCUCAGAACAGAAGCUCGCCAUGCAUUCACUACUUCACUGGGACCCCAGAUCCUUCCAGGUCCAUAUUCAAGCCUUUCAUCUUUGUUGAUGAUGUAAAACUGGUCCCCAAAGCACAGUCUCCUUGCUUUGGGGACAACGACCCUGCCAAAAAGGAGCCUCGGUUCCUGGAGAAGCCGGACCGCCGGCAUGAGCUGUACAAGGCCCACGAGUGGGCACGUGCUGUCAUCGAAAGUGACCAGGAGCAAGGUCGCAAGCUGAGAAAGACCAUGCUGGAACUAGAGAAGCAAGGCCUGGAAGCCAUGGAAGAAAUCCUGACCAGCUCUGACCCCCUGGACCCCACCGAAGUGGGGGAUCUUUUCUAUGACUGUGUUGACACGGAGAUUAAGUUCUUUAAGUGAAGUAAGCAUUCCCUUUCCCCUUCUUAUUUAAACUUUCCCACCUUACUAAAUGACCAGCAAAACAAACCACUCUCCUGUUUGAGUAGAACGAGAAAGUUCAGAUGUGUCAAAGUCACACCCGUGUUCUGCCCCGAAGCUCAGCAACGUCCCCUCCUUCUACAACGUAGCUUCCCUUCUUUUGCGAUGUAACGCGUAUCCAUUUGCCUGUCGUUCGAUCGUAUGACUAAUUGUGGAUUUUCAGCUGCUCUCAUUGUAUCUCGGUGACAGUGGACACAUUAGCCUUCUCACGGAGGACGAGGUUCCUCGGGCCUUGAAAGGGGGCUCCCCGGCGCUGAGUGUGCAGGAAGAGCAAAAUCUUUUGAAGUCUUAUUCCUUCUCUCAAUUGACGGUUUCUCCCAGGCUCCCGAAGGGCCCAGCGCUGUUGUGUGUGUGCUUGAGGGAGAAGCUGCCCGGUCCCCCCUUCCCACGGUGCGUGCCUGUCCUGCAGAAUGUCCCCAGAAGUGUCUGCUGAGGGUCGAAGCCAGUGGGGAGGGCCAGGGUGGGGGGGCUCUGUGGUCCCAGCUCCUCCCGAGUCCGUGAUCCUAAAGAGCCUGUCUUCUGCACACUGCGCUCGCCUGCAGUGGGGGGCUGGGGUUGGAGUUGGGGGGCGAGGAGGGCUGGGGUAGCUGGAACCGCCCGCCCUAGAGAUGCGGAGGCAGCCAGGCCCGCGGCCUCCCCACGGCCUCCCCCGGCCUCCCCGCCUGGCUCUCCCCAGAGGCCUGAGGCGCUCCCCGCGGGGCAGCCUGCCCACCCCUUAGAGGUGGCCUGUGUCGGGACGAUUUCGAGGGCCAUCUGCUUCCUUCAGGAUUCAUUAAACGGCCCGAUGGCCUAGUUGCACCCCCCCACCCCCGGCGCCACCAAAGCUGCGAAUUUCUCCAGGGAAAGAAAAGGAGAAACCCUUGACCGGUUCGAUUUCAAAGUCGCCGGAAUCGGGGCGGCGGCUACAUCAUCUCAGCAGAGGCUUUCAUUAAACUGAUUUGUUUCCCACGUCGGUUCGCGCGGAGGAUUUGACUGGCGGCCUGAGCGUGGAAGGAGCGCGCGAGGAGGAGCAGAUGGCCCGGCGCCGGGGACACAGGGCAAGGAGGUGACAGAUGGGCGCAGGAGCUCCCGCGCGGUGGCUGCAGCCCCAGGCCUCCUGCCCGCGUGCUCUGCCCUCCGAGCCGCGCGGCCUGUGGUGAGCGGCGACAGUCCUCCAGGGGCCCGCGGGCAGCGACUGCACCGACGGCGGGGCACGACCGGCCUCCAGGGCCAGGAGGGACGCGGCCGCACACCCAGGGGUGGGCGCGGAGGGCCACGGGGCCUGUCGGGACACACCGUGUCCUGCCGACGUCCCCUACCAGCGUGGGCACGAGAGAGCCACGAGCCUCGUCCUGCAGUCUUGUAGGUUCUGUGUGUAAAAUCACAAACGACAGGUGGAAGGAGAUGGGGAGGAGGCUUGGGCCUCCCAUCCAGGGCCCAUCCAGGGCUCUCGCCGUCGUUGAGCAUAGGGUCUCCUCGGAGAGGCAACGGCCGUUCUCAGAGCAUCUGUUUGCAGAUGCUGAGGGGGUGGGGCGAGUCUUACCUCACCCCUUCUCCGUCCACCUGCUUGCUGGUUAAGGCAAGCUGAUGUGGAAAGCCACCCUAAAAUUUCACCUAUAGUAGGUGGUUUUACCUCCACCUACUAUAGAAACAUUGUGUCAGACCUGACAGGCCUGAGAUACCCAAGGCGAUGGGGGGGCGUUUUACCAAGAGAAGUCUAGUGAGAAUUAAUUACACAGACGUCUGCUUUCAUUAUUUUGGGCCAAAUGAAGGCCCUGGAUAACCCAUCCAGCCGAUGCCCUUCCCUAGCCACUGCGAAGAGGGAAGUACAAUGGCGACUUCUGUUAGGGGACAUAUGUCCAGCGUCUCAAAGAAGGGCCAGCCCUACAGGAGAAAGGUCUUGGCCGACGCUGUACGUCACAAUUGUGAUGUCCCCGUGUUACCACCAGGGGGCGUGUCAGCCCUCCAUGGCGCAGCCUGGCAGGUGUUAAAUGGGACUGGGAUGCUUCCAUCAGGCACAGAGGGGAAGUCUGGGCACAGUCAAGCCCUCAAUAAUAGCAGCAUGAACUCUCUGUGCACUGGGAGUUGCGAGGAAAGUCAAGAAGAGAGUAAGGAAUCUGCUGAUGUGGCCGCGCUCUCUGCGAGUGACUUUUAUCUACUUAGGUCAACUGCUUAAAAUACGUGGUUGGAUUUUGAGCAGGCUGUUGGGGAGAUGCUCCUUUUUAAAUGCUCCUAACAGACCCUGCUUUCGAAAAAUGCUUAUCAAUACAUGGAUUAAUUCUUGACCAGGGAUCGCUUUUCUAAAGGCAUUAUGGGGAAAAUGAAUAUUCAUGAUGAACUAUGAAAGCAGCGUUUUAACGGUCAGUGUGUAAAUAGCUUCCUGAAAUACCAUUUGUGUAUCCAUUAAGAUUUGGAUGGGGGAGCUGUGCAUGCUUUGUGCAGAAAGAAGACAUGGCCAUCAAGGAUGGAAUUUCUCCCCCAUUCCCAUGCCCCAUAACUAAACAUAAGCUAUUUAGUCUUAUCUAGUAGAUGGGAUAUGCCAUACAUGAAGACAGCCUUCAUCCUCUCGGGGGCGACGGGGGGCAGAGGCUGCAGUAAAAGAAAAUUGGCAAAGCAGAGUAGUACUCUUCACUCUUGGAGGUUGGUUUGGAAUGCUAGGUAGAAAUCUAGGUAGAAUAAGGAUAUACUUCAAAUUAUGGUGAUUCUUUAGUGCCCAAUAACCUAAGACACAGUGUUAUUAUUAGGAAGAGUCUUUCUUACAAGCUAACACAGCAGGUGUAUGCCUGUUAGACAUUAGCCAUGAAGUCCUUUCACUGUUGGGUAAAUUAUUAGGUCUAAAAAAUAAUUACCAACCAGGCAAACUACUUUACUCUCUAACUUAUGUCACCCCCACAUUGAUACAGGUGUUACACAGCUCUGGCUGGCCCAGCAGGGAAGCCAGGUGGGACCAGUAUGUCUGCUAGGAAGGCACUAACUGCAUCCCUGACUGAAGAACAGUCAGGCUAUUUGUCGGGGAGGUCUUCAGCUGAGCUCUCAGCUUAAGGAGGGAAGCACAUGGAAGAAAGAGGGAGGGGAGCCUCCCCUGGCUGGCCAUUCUUGUAUGGAGGGGGAGGAGUGGCAGGUCACACGCACGUGCUGUCCCAGCACCACCCUGUGCCUCCCUGUGGCUGUGACAUUUCAUUCUGCACAGUCCCUAGUCCCAGCUCUCCUCCUAUGGUUUGUGUCAAAUGUGCUUUUUAUCUGACUGACUUCAAACAUUCCGAAAUGUCACAUGCAGAUUUCUCAUGGGAAUGAAUAUGUACGUGUUUGCAAUCAUGUUGUGAGAAGUUAAAUGUGUGAGCUGGAAAAUGCUGUUGGCAGGGAAUAAUAAAUAAGAAAACCUUUCUGUUUCCUGCAGUGGGAACUGACCGUGUAGUCUUAACAGCCUUUUGUACAAAUAUCUAUGAACCAGAUAACUUCCCUAUCCAGUGCUUGCCCUUGGAAUUGUCUCUAAAUACAUCAAGCAUACAAUAAAAGAAAACACUGAAAUUAA